UUCUAUUGAAAACAAACAAACAAAAAACUGAAACCAAACCUCCAUUUUCAGACAAAAUAACAGCUUCAUACACCUUGUAGUUGAUGAGUCUCAGUCAGGAUUUACCACAGCCAUCUUCAACCAGCCGUUUAACUGGUGACCAGUAAGGGUGUCAGGAUUGGGUGUAAAAGCAGGACCCACUAAAGGUUUAAUCUUUCCAUCAAUGAUGGGUCACGGUCCACCACUUUGGUCCAUCAGAGAAUCAUCGAGAAGUUCAACAAAUAUUUUUCAGUGACAGAUUGUAAAGAACUUCUACAGAGCAGAAUGUUGGGAAGAGAUUCAGGAAGUCUGGGAAAACCUCAGACUGGAAAGAAGGAUAGAAACCACUGUUAGAUGAUCAGAAUCUUCCAGUCUUCAGGCAGCUCUGCAGUAGAAACAGACAUAUGGAGCCCACCACCGGUUCCAGAACUAAAACUUGAAUUACACAAGGAGGAAAAUCCACUAAUCAUGGGGCUGGAGGACGUCAUGAGGCUGGAGGACAUCAUGGGGCUGGAGGACAUUAUGAGGCUGGAGGACUUCAUGGGGCUGGAGGACGUCAUGGGGCUGGAGGACGUCUUGGGGCUGGAGGACAUUAUGAGGCUGGAGGACGUCAUGGGGCUGGAGGAAGUCGUGGGGCUGGAGGACAUCAUGGGGCUGAAGGACGUCCUGAGGCUGGAGGACGUCAUGGGGCUGGAGGAAGUCGUGGGGCUGGAGGACGUCAUGGGGCUGGAGGACGUCUUGGGGCUGGAGGACAUUAUGAGGCUGGAGGACGUCACGGGGCUGGAGGACGUCGUGGGGCUGGAGGACAUCAUUGGGCUGGAGGACGUCUUUGGGCUGGAGGACGUCAUGGGGCUGGAGGACAUUAUGAGGCUGGAGGACGUCAUGGGGCUGGAGGACAUUAUGAGGCUGGAGGACAUCGUGGGGCUGGAGGACGUCGUGGGGCUGGAGGACAUUAUGAGGCUGGAGGACAUUAUGAGGCUGGAGGACGUCAUGGGGCUGGAGGACAUUAUGAGGCUGGAGGACAUCGUGGGGCUGGAGGACGUCGUGGGGCUGGAGGACAUUAUGAGGCUGGAGGACAUUAUGAGGCUGGAGGACAUCAUGGGGCUGGAGGACGUUAUGGGGCUGGAGGACGUCACGGGGCUGGAGGACGUCAUGGAGGACCACUACACACUGCUGAGGAACUGACAUCCUGGAUUUUUGUCUUUGUUGUUUAUAAACAACUGAAAUAAUGACUCAUCAGUUUCAGUCGUGUGAUCAAUUAGUGAAUCAGCCAAUUAUGUCAGGAAAUAAUGAUUACAUC
Messenger RNA from Melanotaenia boesemani (Boeseman's rainbowfish), 1318 nucleotides. RefSeq lists its product as uncharacterized. The record is from RefSeq and is a predicted model, not a curated record. Bases 373 to 1203 code for a protein of 276 amino acids. Lineage: Eukaryota; Metazoa; Chordata; Actinopteri; Atheriniformes; Melanotaeniidae. The transcript is spliced from 2 exons.